AUGCGAGAUGCUUUAAUAGGCUCCUGGUACAACAGUGGCUUCUACGGGCACUAUCGAGGCCAAGUCAAGAGCGAGAGUGCGGGAGAAUAUCGCCUUGCAGCCAAGCCCCCUCCCCCAGCAGUGUUCCUGCAGAGAUGUGAGGAGCCAGUAAGACAACACUUCUUCUCCAAGCACGACAACCGAACUUCCUUCGACAAAGGCCCCUACUGGCUGCUGCAGGGAAUUGGAAGACGCAAAGACCUGGAGCGCCUGUGGAAAAGACACACCUUCCUGCGCUGGGCACCCUGCGAGCUGGAAUUGAGCCAGCAGCCGCCACUGGAAUCUUCCUACCAGACUGAUUUCGGGUCAGGCUCAGGACUCAGCAGGCUCCCCCAGCGCCUUGUUCACUUUAUGCAGAUCCAGCCUCCCUAUGUCAGCACCACCUACCAGCACAACUUCUGCCACCCAUCCCGGGGCGGCCACUGUGGUAGCGCCAAGGUAAGGCCCCAAGAGCCAGCCACUGAAAUCCGGCCUGACCGCCCUGGGAUCCCGAGACCCAAGUUACUGCAGCACUAUCUUCACGAUGGAGUUUCUGAGUGUUUAAACUGGUCCCAAGCAUUAAACAGGUUAUGCUGA
This is a messenger RNA of Cricetulus griseus (Chinese hamster), 615 nucleotides long. Lineage: Eukaryota; Metazoa; Chordata; Mammalia; Rodentia; Cricetidae. The record is from RefSeq and is a predicted model, not a curated record.